This is a messenger RNA of Drosophila sechellia, 659 nucleotides long. RefSeq lists its product as uncharacterized. The transcript is spliced from 3 exons. The record is from RefSeq and is a predicted model, not a curated record. The coding region runs from base 143 to 589 and encodes 148 amino acids. Lineage: Eukaryota; Metazoa; Arthropoda; Insecta; Diptera; Drosophilidae.
UUGUGAACUUUCGCUUAACUUAGACUGGUUAGGUGGUUGGUUAAUUCCAUUUGUCUUCGUUAUUUUGUAUUAUUUUCGCGAAGGGAUAAUUUUUUAAUCGUUUGUGAUUAUUAAAAAUUUACAAACAACUGGAAUCUUAAAAAUGAGUUUUCAAUUUGCCGUACUGACCCUUAUCUUAACAGCCUUCACAGUCUCUCUGUGUGCUGAACAAAAAAUUUCUAAGGGUGACGGAGGUGAAAUACGAAUUUUCAAACGUCUUAUUCCUGCCGAUGUUCUACGAGAUUUUCCGGCAAUGUGCUUUGCUUCAACUCGAUGUGCCACUGUUGAGCCCGGAAAGUCGUGGGACCUUACUCCAUUCUGUGGUCGAUCUACUUGUGUUCAAAAUGAGGAAAAUGAUGCAAAGCUAUUGGAACUCGUAGAAGACUGCGGGCCAUUGCCACUGGCGAAUGACAAAUGUAAAUUGGACACAGAAAAGACUAAUAAAACCGCAUCGUUUCCUUUUUGCUGCCCCAUCUUUACAUGUGACCCCGGUGUUAAAUUGGAAUACCCCGAGAUCGGAAGGGAUAAUGACAAAAAGAAUGUUGAGUGAUUGAAAACCAAUAUAUUAUGUAAACGUGUGUCAAUACAAUAAAAACAUUUGUUGCUUUAGUCAGAAAGAA